UGCAGUACAGCUGCGGGUCAAAGCAGUAACUGGGGAUCUGAGCUCGGCGGUGACGCGCGGCACUCACGUGACCAGGAGCCUAUGUCUGCCCAAGUCCCUCUCGUCCUGGUCCUUUUUGCCAGUCAAGACACCGUCUGCCCUUUGGUCGAGGGGAAAAGCAGGAGGAAGUAAGUCCCCUCGGUCCUCUGAAAUCGACCAUUCACAACAUGGACAAAUCCUGCCAAGCAGAUGAAGAACAGCCACAGAGCGCGCCCAAGUCGGAGGAGGAGCAGCCUGAGGCGGAGCACUCGCCGGAAGAGCAGUGUCCAGAGGAGCUGUCUUCGGAGGAGCAGUCCUCUGAGGAGGAGUUCUUUCCUGAGGAGCUUCUUCCAGAGCUCCUUCCCGAGAUGCUGGUGUCGGAGGAGCGCCCCCCUGAGGAGCGCCUUUCUCGUCAGGACCUGUUCCAGGCGCACCCUCCCAUGGAGCAGCCUCCUUGCGGGGUGGGAAAACAUAAGCUGGAAGAAGGAAGCUUUAAGGAAAGGCUGGCUCGCUCUCGCCCACAAUUUAAAGGGGAUAUACAUGGCAGAAAUUUGAGCAAUGAGGAGAUGAUAAAGGUAGCAGAGGAGUUGGAAGAGAUGAAAAGAGUACGAAACAAAUUGAUGAUUAUGCACUGGAAGGCAAGACGGAACCGUCCUUAUCCUAUUUAAUGUGUCUGGCUUUCAAUGCUGGUCUGCCUGAUUUCAGUAUUGCCACCUGACCUUUGCGUUUCUCAAAUCCCUCUCGCCAUCUUUUUAAUUUUAACUUUUUGGGUGGCUUUACUUAAGGUGUUCCACUUGUAAGUCAUGUAAAAUUGGGCUUCCUCCCCAACUCUCCCAAUAUGCAAGCCUCCCUCUUUCAAUCAGGAGUCUCACUUAUUUGCAUGGAAAGAUGGACGUUAUAUAUUGUGAAGUGAAAAAAGCAAUUUUCGAAAAAUAUAUGUAGUAUCCCAUUUUUGUAAAAAAAAUGUAUAUUUAUAUAUUAAUAUGCAAAAAACCCUGAAGGUAUAUACUUCAAAUGCUUAAAGCAGUGGCUAUCUGUGUGGUAAGAUAAUAGGUGACUUCUGGUUUUUUGUUUUUCUUUGUUGGAACUUCUCAUUUUUUUCAAGAGGAACACAUUUUACUUGUGUUGCAAAAAAUCAGCCCCCAAUAUAAUGGGGAAAAUGUAAAGGAAUUUAAACACUGUCUAUCAGCUUAUAAAGGCAAUGUAGCACUUAAUAAAUACUUGUCAGAACUUUAAAUAAGUAAAUCCCAUGUUUCUUCAGAAUCUUUUAGGCAGAAAUAUGUAUUUGUUUAAGGGUUAAUCUUUUCCCAUUUAAAUAGGAAUAAUACUUGACUUACAGGGCUGCUGUGGAACCAAAUGAGGUAAAGAUGCAAUGAGCUGUUUUAUCCCCACCUGCAACAUGCAGGACCCCAACCACAUUCUAUUCCUGACCUGCAUUUCUCUUCCCUUGGAUAUUGCCAUGUCUGCUGGGCACAGCUGCCCCUUCUCCUGGUCCUUCUCCCUCCGUGUCACUUAUCACAGGGCACUCUAGGUGCAAAGCCUCAAUGAUUGCUCCAGAGGCCCUCCUGGGCCAAAGCUAAACUGUGUCUCCUAUAAAUAUUCAGUGAAUGUCCCUUAUAUUAAUAAGUAAUAAUAGUUAUAUUUAUCCAGGUGGAUACCAUCCCAGUGCUACUUUAGCCUCAAUGUCUUAAAGAAUUCUUAGCAAAAUAGUCCUUCCAAUUUUUUUUUCUUUCCUGAAAGCCUCCCUUUUCUCCUCUGGACUCAAACAUGAGUUUACUGAGACCUGGGCUAGGAGACAAAUUUGUGAGCCAGACACCGAGCUGUAUACUUGGAAUUGGAACUUCCUUCCCAAAUAAUUUCCAAGGAUUUUGGUUUUCAUUGCCUAACACUUCCUUUAGGGUGAGUUCUCCUCUAUCAGGCUUGCCUUAUCAAUUCUGCUGACUUGCUCAAAUUGUCUACACUAAAGAGGAAGGUAAGGCUCAACCUAAGAGUUUUCUCUUCUACCCCACCCACAUCAACAAUAACA
Messenger RNA from Pteronotus mesoamericanus, 2044 nucleotides. It is a transcript of the gene TCEAL1, whose product is annotated as transcription elongation factor A like 1. The transcript has 2 exons. The coding region runs from base 207 to 686 and encodes 159 amino acids. Lineage: Eukaryota; Metazoa; Chordata; Mammalia; Chiroptera; Mormoopidae. The record is from RefSeq and is a predicted model, not a curated record.